UGAUAUUAGCAAUAACGCAGGUAGAUUUUCGACUGCUUGCCAAAUAUGGAUUAGGCAGGACAGACCACGAGGCGAGACCUCUUCAGUUUGGUGUGGCGCGAAACCAUGGCGACCACUACCUGGGUAUCUCGAACUUUGGUUCAAAGCGGUGUGAUAGAUCAUGUGGUUCCUGGGCACUUCCUGCCCCAGCGGCCAGGGGUCCAGCAGAUGCCGCAAGUCGUCGUCUCGCACGCGGGCUGCAGCCUCGAACUGCUGGCGGUCGCGCCGUCGGGAGCUGCUGCAAGCAUCAGUGUCCAGCCGAUACCGGCAGGCGAGGUGGUGGCGGACAUGCGGGCCCUGCGGGACUCUGGCGGCAACACUGACGCCAGCAGCGCUCGGGUCGGCGCUGCAGCCAGCCCCGCCGGCGCCGCUGCCGCUGCCGCUGCCGCCCCCGCUGACCAGCUGGCGGUGCUGUGGGGCAGCGGCCGCCUGGCGGUGAUGGUCUACGACCACGCGUGCAGCAGGUUCGUGGCGGUGCAGGAGGUAGCGCUGUGCCGGCCGGGCACCCAGCCGCGCCACACGCCGCGGCUGCUUGCCGUGUCGCCCUCGGGGCGGCAUGGGCUGGCGGCGGCGGCGCUGCAGGACCGCGUCAUGUUCCUGCCGCCGCGCCGCCAGCUGGUGGCAGCAGCGGCAGCAGCAUCAACAACAGCGGCGGCGGCGGUGGCGGCAGUGCCGCGUGUAGGGACAGCCGCAGCUGCGGCCCCUGCCGCGGCGGACGCCGCCGCGGCAACGCAGGCGGCAGCAGCCCUAGGGGCGCCCGCCCCGGCUGCGGCGGGCAGGGAGGGCCAGGACCCGGAUGGAGGCGAUGAUGGGGGCGGCGAGGGCGAGGGUGGCAGCCCCCUGCUGGCCGAUGCGCCAGUGCACUACCACCACUGGGUCACGCGGGGCCGCGGCGGCAGGCAGCCGGUGAUGACGGCGGGGCCGGUGCCGGGCGCGGCGCCGCGGGACCUGCGUCGUGCGGUGGCUGACGCCCUGGCCGCGUUCCAACCGCGUGUGGGCGAGGUCGAGCACCGCCCGCCGCCGCCGCCGGGGCCGGUUGCGGCCGACGCUGAGGCCGCGGCCGAGGCCGGGGCUGGGCCGGCGGGGGAGGUCGCUGGGGUGGUGGCGGCAGUGGCAAGGCUUGCCGCCGCUGCGGCGGGCGACGCGCCUGACCGCGCGCAGGCUGUAGAGGGCGAGGCGGUGGCUGUCGCGGCGGCCGCGGGCGUGGACGCGGUCAUGGAGCGUGUGGCGCCGCUUGCGGCUGGGGAGGAGGCGGCGCCGCCGCCCCCGCCACCUGCGCCGGUUGCGCCCCCUGCGCCAGCCGCACCGCUGCCACAGCUUGCAGGCGCCGCGCCGGGGCCUGGCAGCGGGCCGGCGGCCGGCGCCCUGGCCUCGCCGCCUCCUGCCGCCUCACAGGCGGCGCCGACGGCGGCGGCAGUGGACGCGGAGGCCCUCGACCUGCUGCUGCUGCCGGGGUGCGGCGCCAUCUGGGACUUGGCGCUGCUGGAGUGGGAGGGCGAGUGCGAGGCGACCGGUGGCGCUGCAGGCGCGGUGGGCGGCAGCGGCAGCGGUAGCGGCAGCGGUAGCCGCAGGGGCAGUGGCGUUGGCGGCGUGGUGCGGAUUGCGGUGCUUGCACACAGGUCCAGCACUGACUGCGGCGAGCUGCUGCUGCUGCACUGGAGCCGCGCGCACGCCGCACUGCUGUGCUCCCUGGUGGUGCGGCUGGACGGCGGCGGCGGCGGCGUGGAGCGAGGGCCCGGAGGCGCGGCAGCGGCGAAGCGGGAGCACGAGCGGGACCGGGAGCGGGAGCAGGGGGAGGAGCGGGAGGGGGAGGGGGAGCGGGAGCGGUCCGGGUGGGCUGGGCGCCGUGGCCGUGCCGGCGCAGACUCCGGCGGCCCGCCACCGCUUGGCACGGCGCACCUACUGCGAGUCACGCCGCACGGGGAGCAGCCAGCAGGGGGCCUGGUGGUGCUGGGCACCCACGGCGCGCUGUACGUGCAGGCGGGGCUGCUGCACGCCCUCAGCGCCGCGGCGCCGGCGCACCCGCACCAGCACACGGCGGCCCCAGGGGCGGCAGUAGCAGGGGCAGGAGCGGCGGCAGCAGAGGCGCCCUCCGGAGCAGCCCCCCUGCUUGCACACCAGCAGUCCCACCACCGCCCGCAGUCGCACCCGCUAGGCUCGGCGGCUGGCGCUGCCGACGUCAGUGGCGGCGCAUCACCGGCACGGGCCGCCGCCGCAGAUGCCGCCGCUGCGGUCGCUGCCGCAAAGCCGACCCCGCCGCCGCCGCCAAGACAGGCGCCCGAGCUGUUUCUUGCAGACCUGUUGCGGACGCGGCACCGGCGCAGCAGCAGCGUGCCGGCUGUAGCAGCGGGAGGGCCGGGGGCAGCGGGAUCGUCAGGAGCAGGCACGAGCAGCCGGGAGGCCUGCGCACCAUGCCUUCCUGUGGCAGCUGCAGCCGCAGCUACGGCUGCCGCGGCGGCCGCAGCCACAGAGCUUCAAAUCGAGCCGCCAUCCACCGCUGCUGGCCGCGGCUGGUCCUUCCUGCGCUUCGCCCGCACCCGCAACCUCGCGCCGGCGUCCCCGUUUGCGGCCGCCGCCGCCGCUCUGGGCAUGUCGCUGUUCGCAGCUACAGCCGCCGCGAAGGCUGCUGCCGCUGCUACAGCCCGUGCUGCUGUCACUGGCACCGGCGGCGCGGCUGCAGCCGCUGCAGGCGGCGGCCCUGGGGCCACGGAAACGGGUGACGCGGGUGACACAAAUGCCGACGCAGUGGCGACGACGGCCGUGGCUGGUCGGUCGAGUGGUGUGGCGGCGCUGCUUCAUCGAUACGGCUACGUAAGCGCCAGUGGUGAUGUUGGCGCCGCCGGCGCAGACCGUGGUGGCGAUCAGCGCGGCGACGGACUGGAUGGCGACAGGGCAUCGUGGGCAGCGGGCGGGGACUCAAUGGAGGAAGGGAAGGGGCGGCAGCAGGCGGGCGGCUCCAUCCGGGACCGACCCAAGAGCACGCAGGAAAUGAUUGUCGGACUGCGCGCCGCAAUUCAGAAGGCCGCCGCCGCCGCCCGCGUGGGCGCCCGUGGCAGGCCCGAGGACGUGGAUGCGGCCAUGCGGGUUGUGGUCGGGCCCAUGGUGGUGAAGAUUAGCGUUGGGAGGAAGGAGCCGAAGCCGCUGAGACAGGCCGCGCCGGUGCUAGGUGUGGAGCGCAUGCCGCUGCCGGAGCCGACCCAGCCCGGACACAUCCUGGCCGCCGCGGCCUGGCUGCAGCCCGCCGCAUUGCCCGUGCCCGCGCCGGCGCCAACUGCCGCCGCAAAUGGCGGCCCGGCCGCAGUCACCACAGCCGGCGCGUCAGCGUCAGCCGGCCGCGUCAGCGUCAGCCGCCUGCUGCUGUGCUCCGCGACCGGCGGCGUGCUGUGCCUCACAGUCGCGGCCUCUCAGCAGCCCGAGCACCAAGCCCUGCAGGGCGGCGCCGCCACCGGCUCCGCCACUGCCACCAGGGCGCCUGCCGCCACCGCCACCUCGGCAUCCUUGGCGGCACCCGCCCCCGCAAGUGACGGCGGCGUCGGCGGCGUGGGAGUUGAGGGAAUGGAGGUGGACGAGGGGGCGGCGGACAGUGUCACUGCACAGCACGACAACACCGGGGCCGCCGUCGUGUCGGCGGCGCAGCUGGAGGCGGCUAUGCGGGGCCUGGCGCUGGUGCGGCUCGGCGCUCUGCCGUGUGCGCUGCUGGGAGACGCCGCCGGCGAGGCCACCGCCAUCGCAGCUGCAACCGCGUCCGCGCAGCGGCGCCGCCGGGAGGACCCGGGGUCGAGCGGUGGUGACGAGGAGGGGUUUGUGGAGGGGCAGCCGGGGCUGCGGGUGCCGCGGGCGCUUGCAGAGCUCACGUCGCUGACCGGGACAGCAGAAGCCGGCGGCGCCGCCAACAGCAAUGGCAGUAGCUGUGGCACGGGCCCGGAUGGUGGCGGCAGUAGCCGCGGUGGCACGGGCUUGCUGGUGUGGGCGGAGGAGGGUGGGGACGUGUUGUUUCUGCGCCACCGCCUCCUGCCACAGCCGCAGCAGCUGCUGCAAUGGCUUGCGGACGGCGAGCAGGCGGCGUGGCGGCGCCCACGGCCUUACCGCAGCCAAGCAGCCGCCGCCGCUGGUUGCGCUGCCGACGCCGCGGGCGCCCCCAGGUCUCCAUCGUUCUCCUGGGCCGCACGCGGAGCCAGGCCUGCCGGUCAGGGCGGUGCAGCGGCGGCGGCAGGAGCGGCCGGCAGCCGCCUGCGGUUGCUGCCCGGCGCGGCAGAGCUUGCAGCUGCGCCGGCGGCGGCAAGCUCGCUGGCUGCGGCUGCGGCGGUGCUUAUGGGCAUGGACGUGGGGCCGCCGCCGCCGCCGGCACCGCUGCCGCUGCCGCAUGGUGGGAAAAGUGGUGGCGGGCCGCAGCCUGCUGCAGAUGCGGCCGGACACGGCGACGCUGGGCAGGGCGUGUCCGCGGCCCCCGCGCGUGCGCAACCCGCCGCCGGCCCGACGGCAGCACUGGCGCAGGCCAAGCCGCAUCCGAAGUCGCGCCGGAGCCCCCAGGCGCAAGUGCGGGCGCCGGCGCAUGCGCCAGCCCCCAUGUGCUGGGCACUGAAGUUCCGCUUGGCGGGCCGGGUGCCUCAGCCACGGCCGGUGGUAGACUUUGUGGUGUCCGAGGCGCAGGCGGCACAGGCGCACGGCAGCCGGCCACUGCAGGUGACCGGGGCGGUGCUGGAGCUGCCGUCGGCCGGGGAGGGCGGCAGCGCGCACAGCGUGUUCGCGCCGGCGUCGCCGCCCACCCGCCGCAGUCUGGCCGACGGCCUGGCGGGCGCCGGCAGUGUAUCGUGGGGCGCGCCAACACACAGUGCAGCGGCGGCGGCGGCGCAGCAGCAGCUGCCGGCGCUCUCCUGGGAGCCGCCUCUGGAGGUGCUGCGCGGCGGGCAGAGCGUGAUGGUGCCGGUGGUGGGGCGGGUGCCCAGCCCCGGCGCCACACCCACAGGCAUGUGGUCCGUCCCGGUGUCGGUCGGGCCGCACAGUCGCGCCGCAGCCGCAGCCGGCCCGGCCGUGCGCCUGGCGGCGUCCGCAGUCUUGGCGCCUGUCGUGCCGGCGCCGCCGGCCGGUUCGCUAGUGGUUCUGUCCUUCUUGUCGGGGUCUCGAGCCCUGGCGUCGGCACCUGGCGCCGCCAUUGCUGGCGCCGCCACCGCUGUGGACGGCGGCGGCGGCGGAUGGGGCGAGCUGCGCGACGUGACAGAGGGCCUGCAGCUGCGCCACUGGGAGCCCACCGUGGCGGCGGGGCUGCUGGCGGAGGGAGUGCUGGCGCAGGUCACGCCGUCGGGUGUGCUGCUGUCAUCACUGGAGCUCCUUGCAACCCCGAGCGCAGCCGCCAACACCGCAGCAGCUGCUGGAUUGCUCAGCGCAGACGCAGGACCGUCGGCACCUGACACCGUGGCAGCAGCCGGCGGCGCUGGUGCGCGCCCCUCGACCUCCCAGACGCAUUCGCAGACGCACUCGCAGGCGCACUCCCACCACUCCCAUUCGCACACCUCCUACAGCCAGCCCCGCAGCACUUGGCCCAGCCCCAAGAGUAGCCGCUUCGAGGAGCAGGCGGCGGUGGCGGCAGCGCCGCUGCAGGCGCAGCUGGCGGCGGGGCUGGGCGCUGGCGGCGGCGGUGCCGGUGCCGGUGCUGGUGUUGGCACUGGUGCUGGAGGCGUGGGACCGGGCGCCCAUGACGCGCCUGGCACUCCCAUGUCGGUUGGCCAGGCUGCCUCAAUGUUCCUGCCAACGUCUGCUGGCAGCAUUGGUGCGAAUGAUUGGCAGCAGGUGCAGGGGGCUGCGGGCUCUGCUGGCGCCGCCGGAGCGCCGGCCGCCGCCGGCCGCGGGCGGAUCUCCGCCAGUGGCUUCAGCACAGAUGUGCCGCCAGCCGACGGCGGCGGUGGCGGCGGCGCGCGCGCCGCCGCCGCCGCCGCCGCUGGGGCCUCAGCGAUGGUGCGUGCCGCCAGCACGCAAGCUUUCAGCAAGGUCGGCGCAAGCAAUGAUGACGGUCUUGAUGGCGGUGGUGGGGAGGAGGCGGAGGCGGAGACCCGCUUGGGACUGGGGCUGGCUCUAGGUGAUGUGGAUGACUCGUUGCUGUCUGGCGGCGGCGGCGGCGGCGACAUGGCGGCUCAGCGGUCGGCGGCUGGCACCCCGGCGCCCGUGAUGAUGCAGACGACCGCGGACACGCCCGGGCCGGAGGCUGACAUGGAGGUGAGCAUGAUGGGGCCAGCCGGCGCCAUGACGCAAACCGGCGGCGCCGCUGCCGUCAGCAGUGGUGGCGGCUGGGGCUGCCAUCCUGGGGCUGCCGUCCGCCGAGUCGGCCACGUGCUCUCAACCGACGCGCUGCAGACGGCCGCCGGCUCUGAGCCCCUGUCUAUCGAGGCCCUGGCUGUGGAGGCAGUGGAGGAGGUGGAGCUGCCGUACGCCGGCGGCGCCGCCUGGUGGAGUGCUGGCGGCGGCGGCGGCGGCGGCGGCGGCGGUCGUGAGGUGGGUUUGGCGGCGGUGGCGCCGGGCUGCGUGGCGCUGAUGCGGCAGCAGCAGCGCUGCAUCACCGUGCUGGGCGUGCUGGGCCGGCAUCAGCUGCAGCAGCGCAGGGCGGAGGCGGCAGCCGCCGCUGCUACUGCUGCAUCCGCAGGGCAGGCGCCAGGGGCAGGGACCGCAGCCGGCCUGGUGCGGAGCCUGAGCAACGGCAGCAGCCGCGACGGCGGCGGCGACGUCGAUGGCGGCGGCUUGCGAGGCGGCAGCAGCCGCAAGCGGCCCCGCGGGGGCUUGGUGCUGGUGGAGCUGGGCAGUCUGCCGCCCCUGGAGCACGAGCCGUCCUGCAUGGCCCUGCGCCAGCUGCCGCCGGCCUGGGUGCCGCCGCCGCCGCGACGCAGCGCAUCCCGCCGCAGCCUGGCAGCUGCCGUGGCAGCCGCCUCCGCUGCCGCUGCGGCCGCCGCCGCAGCGCCAUCGCUGUCGGCGCAGGCCGUGCCAGCCACGGGCGGCGGCCUGGCUGGCGGCUCUGCUCCGCCCAGCCUGCCGCCGCUGCCGCCACGCAUGGGCUCCAGCGGCAGCGGCGGCAUGGGGGCGGCCGGCCAGGGCGCCGGCAUCUCCGGCCGGCUGCAGGUCGCGCCGGCCAACGCCAGCUCUAACGUCGCGCCUGCGGCGGCGGCGUGGCGCUACCAGCUGCUUGUGGGCGACCACGCACCCAGCAUACAGCUCUUCCUCCUGCAGGGCCCCACAGGCGGUGGAGGUGGCGGCGGCGGCGGCGGCGCGCUGCUGACGGUGACGCACCUGGCCGCCAUCAGCACCGCACCGCCGCCCAGCCUGCCGCUGCCCCGCACCCCGGCGGGGCCGCCGCCGGCGCCCGUGCCGGAGUCCGUCCUCUUCCUGUCGCCGGAGCCAGCCGGAGCCGCGGCUGCGGCCGCCGCGGCCGCGGGGACUGUGGUGUCGACGCCGAGAGCGGGCUCGAGGAAGGCAUUGUCUGGCUCUGGCGCCGGCGGCGCAGGCAGUAGCGCUGUUGUUGCCUCUGCGGCUGGCGGCGGUGCAAGGGCGGGCAGGGGCAGGCGGCUGCGGCACGCAGCGGGCGAGCCUUCGGGCGCAGCGCUGUCGUCGUCGGCCGUGGUGUCGGCAGCUGCAGCCGAGGCGGACGCAGCGGCCGAGCUGACGGUGUGCUUGGUCGGGCUGCGCAGCGGUGGAGUUGCGGCUUUCAGCUAUGGCCCGCCGCCCGCACCGACGGCACAGUUAGCGCCCCGGGCGCAGGUGCAGCAGGGCCAGGCCACAGGUGAUGCAGGCGGGUGCGGCGGCGGUGGGUCGGCGAUGGACGUGGAGGUGGACGGCGGCGGCACUGAGGCGACUGCAGGGCCCAGUGAAUAUGUGCUGUGCCGCCUGUGGCACACACAGCUGGAGCAGGUGCCGCUGAGGCUGGUGGCGCUGGCGCCGCAGCGGCCCUGGCAGGCGCUGGCCGUGGGCACCUCGCUGCACGCCGUGUCGGUGGCGCAGCCCUCCGGCCGCCUCACCACACGGCAGCUGCUGCCGCCGGGCGGCACCUGGGGCGACCACGGCGCCAGCGCCGGCGGCGCCGGAGCUGUGCCGCCUGCUGCGGCCGCGGUCGAGGCGGUGGCAGCGGUGCCUCUCUUCUGUCCGCUUCCUGCCGCUGCUGUGCGGAGUCGCAAGGCCGGCGGCAGCCGCCGCGCCAGGAGCCCUCAACCCCAGCGCCCGCCGCCCGGUGUUGGGUCAGGUCCAGGCACGGACCCGGCCACUGCCACUGCCGCUGCCGCCGCUGCUGCUGCCCCCAACGCCCCCGGCCCUUCUGCCACCGCCGCUGCCGCGUCAGAGCUGACGUUGGUGGCGCUCACGGACGGCUCCUGGCGGCUGCUGUCGCUGCAGUUCCUUAGCCGCGCCGGCCGCCAGUGGCAGAGCGUGGCGGGGCUGGGGCCCGCGGGCCGCCAUGCGCUGCCGCCGCCGCCCGGCACCUGGCCAAUAGGCCGGCCGCAGCGCGUGCUGCGCGUGCCGCCGCUGGAGCAGCCGCCGCUGCCACCGUCAGUCCCGGCGGCGUCGACGCAAGCAGGGGCUGCGGGCGCGUCGCCGCUGGCAUCUCGGCCGCGGAGUGCGGCUGUGGGGAGGUCACGGGCACCGACUGCGUCGGGUGAGGCCGCCGCAGCCACGGCCGAAGACAGUGGCGCAGGGCCCAGCGGCUCGCAGGCCCCAGGCGUUGCCGCUGCGGCGGACGCGGCCGCUGACACAGCUAUGGAUGGCAGUGGCCCAGGCCCCGGAGGUAGCCGCGUCGUGCCCGCGCUCUCAGCCGCCGCAGCUGCAACUGCUGCCAUCUCCACAGCCGCUACCACACCGCCAUCCAGCACCAGCAGCUACAUCGUGCUGCUCGCGGAGGACCCAGCGGCGCCGCCGCGGCCGCCGCCGACCGCCGCCGCCGACGCGCCCGCCUGGGCGGCGGCGCCGCGCGUGACGGGCGCCGAAUGGCUGCAUGUGCUUGACGCCGCCAGCGGCCGCCAGCUGCUGAGCUACGACAUCGCCACAGCUACGGGCGGCUUCCUGGCAACGUGCGUGGAGGCGUGGCAGGUGGGGCCCGAGGCGGGCGUUCAGCCCGCCGCCGCCCCCAAUGGCGCCGCCGCGGCGGCGGCCGCCGCCGCCGCCGGCGACGCGCGGCGGCGCAGCGGCAGUGGCCAUGGCCUGCAGGGGCUGCUGGGGCCAUGGGACGGGGAGGCCGGCGGAGGUGCCGCGGCCGCGGGAUUCGGCGAGUGGGCGUUCGAGGCGCAAGCCGGGGAAGAGGCGCGCGGUGCUGCAGCCGGGGCUGUGGGAGCGGGUGCGGGCGCACAGGCGCGCGAGCAGGACGCCUUUCGCGCGCACCUGGCCAUCCUGCGGCGCUUGGCGGCGGCUCAGGAGGAUGAAGAGGACGAGGAUGUCAUUGGUGCGGGCGACGCCGCCGGAGCCGCUGGACCCGCUGGAGCCGCAGGGCACCGGGACCGGAACCGGAACCGGGGCGGACAGCAGGAGUGGGGCGAUGCAAUGGACGCAGACGUGUGGGACGUGGACAUGCCGGACGGUGACGCGGCGGCAGGCGCGGCGGGCGCGGCGGGUGCAGGGGAAGGUGACGUGGAGGCGGGCAUGGCACUGGGCGCCUGGCGUCGCAGGCUCCAAGACCAUUUCGGCGGCGCAGCACAGCAACAGCAACAGCAGCAACAGCAACAGCAGCAGCAGCAACAGCCGCCGCGGCGGAUACGGGUGCCUGAAGCAGACCUGGCUGGGGCGGCGGAGGCGGCUGCCGCGGCGGAGGCGGGCGCGCAUGCUGGCGGCGCUGCCGCCGGUGCCGCGGCGGCAGCAGGUGGCAGGCAGGAGCCCGCGGCAGCUGGCGAGGCGGCGGCAGGGGUUGAGGACGAGGCCGCGGCGGGCGAACAGGAUGCGGCGUUCCGGGCUGCGGAGGAGGCCUUGGAGGCGGCGGAGGCGGCGGCGCUAGAGGCGGGCGCGGAGCUGGUUGCGUUCCGCCAGCGACUGGAUGAGGCGGUGGCGCAGCUGGACGUGCGGCGGGCGGAGGCGCGGCAGGCGGCGGAGGCGGCGGAGGCGCUGCGGGGUCUGCCGCAGGGCGGCCUGGCGGAGCAGGUGGUGGAGGCGGCGGAGGCGGCGCGGCAGGACGUGGCGGCGCAGGAGGGGCGCCUGGGGGCCCUGGAGGCGAUGCUGGAGGAGCGCUUCCGAGCGCUGCAGGCGGCGGAGGUCGGCGCGGCGGCGGGCCGCCGGCGGCUGCUGCGGGUGCUGCUCCACGAAGCGCGUGACGAGGUGCAGGAGGUGGUGGUGGCGGCCGCCGCUGCCGCGGCCGCCGCCGACAGACGGCGGCGCCGCCUGGUAGAGCUCGAGGAGCAGCUGCUCAGAGGCGCCGCCGCCGCCGCCGCAGCAGGGGCCGCCGCAGGGGCCGCAGAUCCGGCCGGCGCGGCUGGGAAUGGAAGGGAUGCCGACGCCAAUGAGGACGCGGAUGCGGACGCCGCUGCUGCUGGCGCUGCCGCCGGCGACGGUGGCGCCAGGCAGGAUGCGGUCGUGUUGCUGCGGCUUUUGGAGGAGCUGCGGCAUCAGUUUGGCGGGCUACCACAGGGGCUCAGGCUACCGCCGCCGCCGCCGCGGAUGCGGGGGCGGCUAGGCGCAUUGGAGGCAGCCGAGAUGGCAGCCGCGGCAGGCGCGGCGGGCCUGCCCGCCGGACCGGCUGCCCGUGGCACGGCAGCGGCUACUGUGCCGCCGCUGCCGCCACCGGUACCGCGCGGGGAGCCGGCGACGCUGCUGGCGGUGGGCGUGGGCAGCCAGAUGGGAGGCGAGGUGAUGCUGCUGCGCCUGCUGCCGCCGGCGCUGCCACCGUCCCCGCCGGCGCCGGGCCUUGCCCCCGAUACUGAAGGCGACGACGGCGACGAUGACGGCGCGGACAUCAAGGGCACGGCGCGUGCUGGCGCGAGUGCUGACGCUGACAUGUCGGACGCUGCAGACGAGCGGGCGCCAGGGUGGCAGCAGCCGCUCACGCCGCACCCGCCCCUGGCUGUCCAUGCGCAGCAGCCCCGGCAAGGCCUGCAGCAACAGGAUGCGGAUGCGCAGCCAUCGGCGCCGCGCCUGGUUGUGGCCUUUCGGCUACUGCUGCCCAAGCCAGUGGCGGCGGUGUGCCCCUUCGGCAGCCAGAACCUGGUGGUAGCCGCCGGCCGCCGCCUGUUGUUCUUCCGCCUACGCGGGGGCCGCCUGCACCGCACCGGCUGGCACGCCACACGCAACACCGCCACCGCCCUCGCCGCCUGCCCCGCCCGCCGCCUGCUGGCCGUGACCGACGGCGCCACGGGCGUUGUGCUGUACAGCGCCAUCCUGGCGAAAGCGGGUCGCGGCGGUGGCGGCGGCACUGGCGGCGCUGGUGGUGCCGGUGGCGGCGCGAGGCUUGGGCCCAUCAUUGCGCUGCGGCUGGUCGCGGCGGACGCGGUGCCUCGUCCCAUCACGAGUUUGGUGCUGCUGCCGGCGCCGGGCGCCGGUGCUGCGGCAGUGGGGUGCACCACCCCCGCCAGCGCGCAGCAGCUGCUGCUGGAGCAGGAGCAGGAGCGGCACGUGCUGCAGCAGCGCGAGCGGCGGCGGCGGCGGCGGCGGCGGCUGGGGCUCGGGCUGGACGGCGGCCGUGCCGACGGCCGCGCGGCCCACGGCGAUGCGGGAGGCAUGGACAUGGAUGUAGACAUGGACGUGGAGCCGGAGGUGGAGCUGGAGGAUGGCGGGAUGGAGGGUGCGGGCGGGCGGCGCGGCCGCGGGGCGGCGCAGCGUCUUGACGCGUCCGACUCAGAGGGAGAUGACGAGGAGGAGGAGGUCCGCCGCGACGUGCGGGAGGGGCCGGGCGCCGGCCGAGGGGAGGCGGAGGGCGCCGAGGAUGGCGUGCGCGAGGACGGAGACCGCGAGCGCGACGGGGAAGGCGGGCCGCGGGGGCCGCGGCACGCAGCUGCGGGCGCUGCCGGAGGCAGCGCCGAUGACGAGGCAGGUGAUGGGGCUGCUGACCGGCCUGCGGGCGUCGCGGUGGACGACCCGUCUCGCAUGCCGGUGGUCGCGGCGACGGACACGUGCGGCCGGCUGCUGCUGCUGGCGCCGGAGCCCGCCUCCGCCACGCCGUGUCGCAACCUGGUGCCCGUGGCGGCGGUUCAGAGCGGCGACGUGGGGCUGCGGCUGCGGGCGCACGUGGCCGAGCCGCCACCUGGGUGCGGCGCUGCAGGCUCCACCGCCACUGCGCCGCCUGCCUCGCUGGUGCUUGCUGGCCUGAGCGGCGCCGUGCAGCAGCUGCGGCCCUGCCCCGACGCCGCCGUGCCACUCAUGGCCCUGGUGGAGCGGGCGCUGGCAGCGCACACUGCAGCAGCUACUGCCAACGCCGCCGCCGCCAGCCGCAACAGCACUACAGCCGCCGCCGCCGGUGGCAGUGCUGCUGCCGCCGCGGAUGACGCCGUCGGCUCCGACGCGUGGUGGCAGUGGUGGUGCCCGCCCGGCGCCCACCCCAGCGGCGUGCUCAACGGCGACUCCCUCACCGCACUGCUGGACCUGCCGCCGCGGCAGCGGGCAGCUGCGCUGGCCCGGGCCCCGCGCCGCGCGCUGCGGGCUGCGCUGCGAGCCGCCACUUCGGACAGGGGUCUUGACGGCUACCUGGAAGCCCUGGCCGCGGAGGAAGCGCGGCAGGAGGAGGAGGGCGCCGCCCGCGACGGCAGCGCCAGCGGCGCGCCCGCCCGCACCUCCUCCGCAGCAGCGCCGGGCUUGGAGCCGUCUGGACUGACGACCUCUGUCUCGGAUCAUCAGCAUCAGCAACAGCAGCCUCAACCGCAGCCGCAGGCACAACAGCAGCUGGAGACGGCGUCAUUGCCAGCACCCGCUAGCUCCCAAUCGCUCGAGUCCGGGGAUGUGGAUAUGGCGGAUUCAAGUGCCGGCGACGCCACGCCGAGCGCACGCGAGGGCGGCGCUGCCGGCAUCUCUGCGGCGGCUUCGCGCGCGCCAUCUGUUGGACUGCCACAUAUGGACUGGGGCGGUGUUGCAGAGGAUACGGGUGGCGACGGCGGAUCGGAUGGUGGCAAGGGGCCCGGAAGUGAUCUGCAGGAUCUGCAGCGGCGUGAGGCGCAGCUGGCUGGGCGGCGCCCGGCUGAGCAGAGCCAGCAGGACGAGGACGAAGAGGAGGUUCCAGAAGGGGCACAGCUGCCACCAGACGUUGUAGAUUCAAUCAUCCAGGUGCUGCAAGAUGUGCUUGGGUGAAAGACGAGGGUGCCGGGGUUGGCACGGUGGCUGGUGGCCGCAUGGCAUUUACAGGUUUUGCAUUGUUGGAGCUCCGCUAGCCUCUAGGGCUUGCUGUACUAUGUUUUCCUUUACA
Chlamydomonas reinhardtii is the source of this 13378-nucleotide messenger RNA. RefSeq lists its product as uncharacterized. The transcript is spliced from 16 exons. The record is from RefSeq and is a predicted model, not a curated record. NCBI's taxonomy places the organism in Eukaryota, Viridiplantae, Chlorophyta, Chlorophyceae, Chlamydomonadales, Chlamydomonadaceae. The coding region runs from base 106 to 13263 and encodes 4385 amino acids. Gene Ontology annotation, molecular function: protein binding.